This is a messenger RNA of Odontomachus brunneus, 548 nucleotides long. Its product is annotated as protein transport protein Sec61 subunit gamma. Gene Ontology annotation, cellular component: Ssh1 translocon complex; membrane. Gene Ontology annotation, molecular function: transmembrane protein transporter activity. The record is from RefSeq and is a predicted model, not a curated record. Gene Ontology annotation, biological process: post-translational protein targeting to membrane, translocation; protein targeting. Bases 168 to 374 code for a protein of 68 amino acids. The transcript is spliced from 4 exons. Lineage: Eukaryota; Metazoa; Arthropoda; Insecta; Hymenoptera; Formicidae.
CAUGCGCCUUCGUGUGGCAGUGACGUCGUCGCGAGGAAGUGACGUCCUUACAGCGCACCGUCCACGUAGCAGCAGAUCGGGUUCCAUCGCUUCGGUAUCAUCAGCGACAGCCGUCGAACGACACUCGUGCGACGAGCUCGAUCCAACGUGGAGUAUUUUCAAACAACAUGGAUCAAGUUAAAAAGCUGACUGAGCCUGGCCGCCAAUUCGCCAAAGACAGCAUCAGACUCAUCAAAAGAUGCACGAAACCAGAUCGCAAAGAAUUCCAAAAGAUUGCUAUUGCCACAGUCGUUGGUUUCUGUGUGAUGGGUUUCAUAGGAUUCUUUGUUAAGCUAAUUCACAUCCCUAUCAAUAACAUCAUUGUAGGUUCAUAAGAAUUACAUCCCAAGGCUAUCUUUAAGGUUCCAUAAAGAUACUUCCGUUAUUGUACGUCCCGACUCUUAUUUAUAACAUGAAUAUGUGUACUGAAUUGAUUUUGUGAAUGAGAUAGAUGAGAGAUGUGUGUAUAUUAUUAAUGAAUUUUAUAAUAAAAUAGUUAUCUUAAAAUA